Messenger RNA from Anthonomus grandis grandis, 2608 nucleotides. It is a transcript of the gene Mcm5, whose product is annotated as DNA replication licensing factor Mcm5. The coding region runs from base 119 to 2320 and encodes 733 amino acids. Gene Ontology annotation, biological process: double-strand break repair via break-induced replication; DNA replication initiation; DNA replication. The transcript has 11 exons. The record is from RefSeq and is a predicted model, not a curated record. NCBI's taxonomy places the organism in Eukaryota, Metazoa, Arthropoda, Insecta, Coleoptera, Curculionidae. Gene Ontology annotation, cellular component: nucleus; MCM complex. Gene Ontology annotation, molecular function: 3'-5' DNA helicase activity; single-stranded DNA binding; ATP binding.
UUAUGUCACUUGUCAACUUUUGGCGCCAACGCGUUAGCAUCACUUGAAUUGUUUACCCUCAACUUUUCACCACUUGUAACAAGUUAAAAUAACGAAAUUAAUAAUUCCUGGGUAAAUCAUGGAAGGAUUCGACCAUCCGGACAUUCUUUACAGCGACAACUGGGCCCCUAACGAUAACCAGACGGACGGAGCCGGGGUCAAUUUGCUCGCCGUAAAAAACAAAUUCAAAGACUUUAUCCGGCAAUUUCACACUGAAAACUUCAAUUAUAAAUACAGGGACACUUUGAAAAGAAACUACAAUCUUCGACAGUACUGUCUGGACGUGAACAUUGAAGAUGUGGGCAGUUUCGAUGAAACUUUGGCUGAUAAACUGUACAAACAGCCCACCGAACAUAUUCCGAUCUUCGAGGAUGCCGCCACUGAGGUCGCCGACGAGUUAACAUCCCCUCGGCCGGAGGGAGAGGAGAAAGUCGAAGAUAUUCAAGUUACAUUGAACUCGGAUGCUAAUCCAGCGAACCUUAGGGCCCUUAAAUCAGAUAUAGUGUCCAAACUAGUGAAAAUCCCUGGAAUAAUUAUUAGUGCUUCUGGAAUAAAAGCCAAAGCCACAAGGAUCUCUAUUCAGUGUAGGUCUUGUAGUAAUGUUAUCGCUAAUUUACCAGUGAAGCCUGGCUUAGAAGGUUAUGUUUUGCCUAGGAAGUGUACUACAGAACAAGCUGGUAGGGUAAGAUGUCCCCUAGACCCAUUCUUCAUUAUGCCUGACAAAUGCAAAUCGGUGGAUUUCCAAAUAUUGAAACUGCAAGAGCUGCCCGAUGGAAUUCCCCAAGGGGAGAUUCCGAGGCAUAUGUUGCUCUACUGUGACCGCUAUUUAUGCGACAAAGUAGUUCCUGGAAAUAGAGUUUUCAUUUUGGGGAUAUAUUCAAUUAAAAAAGUUACCAAACCAUCUAGGAGGGAAGGCAAAGAAAAGGCGAUAACAGGUGUCCGGUCGGCCUACAUGAGAGUGGUGGGGCUCCAAUUGGACACAGAGGGCGCAGGCGCUCCAGGAUGCGGCAUUGUCACGUCAGAGGAAGAAGAUUUGUUCAGAAGAAUGGCCGCUAUGCCCAAUAUUUACGAGAGACUUGCCAACAGUGUGGCACCAUCUAUUUAUGGCUCUACUGAUAUUAAGAAGGCUGUCACUUGUUUAUUAUUUGGAGGUUCCAGAAAACGUCUUCCAGACGGCCUAACGCGUCGCGGGGACAUCAACGUGCUCCUGCUCGGAGAUCCCGGUACCGCCAAGUCGCAACUAUUGAAGUUCGUGGAAAAAGUCGCCCCGAUCGCUGUGUACACGUCGGGCAAAGGGAGUUCCGCCGCCGGUUUGACCGCCUCCGUGAUGCGAGAUCCCGCCUCCCGUAAUUUCGUUAUGGAGGGCGGCGCCAUGGUGUUGGCCGACGGCGGCGUCGUCUGUAUCGACGAGUUCGAUAAAAUGAGAGAAGACGAUCGGGUGGCCAUCCACGAAGCGAUGGAACAACAAACGAUUUCUAUAGCCAAGGCGGGGAUCACUACCACGUUGAACUCGAGGUGUUCGGUACUGGCCGCGGCCAAUAGUAUUUUCGGCCGUUGGGAUGAAACCAAGGGCGACGAAAACAUCGAUUUUCUACCCACCAUUUUGUCAAGAUUCGACAUGAUUUUCAUCGUUAAAGACGAACACGACCAGCACAGGGACAUGACUUUAGCGAAGCACAUCAUGAGCAUCCACAUGAACGCCGGUCAAAUGACCCAGGAACCGAAAGAGGGCGAAUUAUCGUUGGAAUUUUUGAAAAAGUACAUCAACUAUUGCCGAACCCGAUGCGGACCUCGAUUAAACAAAGAUGCAGCUGAAAAAUUGAAGAGGAGAUACGUGAUGAUGAGAUCCGGAGCCCAACAACACGAAAAAGAGAUCGAUCAUAAGAACGCGAUCCCGAUCACGGUGCGUCAAUUGGAGGCGGUGAUCCGUAUGUCGGAAUCGUUGGCGAAAAUGCAACUGCAACCGUUCGCCACCGAGACCCACGUGGACGAGGCCCUGCGACUCUUUCAAGUGUCCACCCUGGACGCUGCUAUGAGCGGAAAUCUCGCCGGCGCGGAAGGUUUCACCACCGAAGGGGAACAAGAGAUGCUCUCGCGCGUCGAGAAACAAUUAAAGAAGAGAUUCGCGAUCGGGACGCAGGUGUCGCAGCAGGUGGUCCUGCAGGAUUUCGUGCAACAGGGAUACAGCGAACGGGUGGUGGUCAAAGUGAUCCAGGCGAUGAUCAGGAGGGGACAGUUGCAGCACAGGAUGCAGAGGCGCAUGUUGUAUCGUAUUAGUUAAUUCGAUUUUAAUUUAUGAUAUUUUAGAUGGGCAAUAAGUCAUAUUAAAUCAUUUUAAAACGAAAUUUUCAAGAAAUGAUGGAGUUAUGGAUAUAGGUAGUUUCUUUGUAGAAUGUAGAAUUUUUCUGAAGAAACCGAUUUGCUUUAUAUGUCGAUGAAUAUUUCGACCUAUGUUCAGUUAUCUUCAUAACACAGUCCUGUGCCUUGGCCCCAUCCAAUUAACGCCCAUCUAAAAUGUUGUGCCUUUUGGUAUUUUUCCGGUAAAUAUAUUUAAGAUUUUUAAAUGAAA